This is a messenger RNA of Quercus robur (English oak), 1377 nucleotides long. RefSeq lists its product as uncharacterized. The coding region runs from base 470 to 1165 and encodes 231 amino acids. The record is from RefSeq and is a predicted model, not a curated record. Lineage: Eukaryota; Viridiplantae; Streptophyta; Magnoliopsida; Fagales; Fagaceae. The transcript has a single exon.
UGACCCUCCCUUUUCCAUAACCCAUCCAACCUUCUCUCUGUGAGCUGAGAGAGAAGAAAAAAAAGAAAAAGAAAAAGAAAAAAGAAAACAUUUACACGCAGAUUGUGAUAUCAUGUUAGAGCAAAGCACUAUAAAUGACUCUUCCUUGUCCUCUCUGCUUAUUCUGCUUCCUUCUUCUUAACUCAAUUCCAUCUCUUUAGCUUAUUUUUCAAUUUCUCACCUUCAUUUCCGAUCAUUUAUAUAAAUAUAUAUAUAUAUAUAUAUAUGUAUGUUUAUCUUAUAUAUGUAGGCACCGACAAAUCUCGAUCUUUCAGCCGGACUUGAAUUUCAAGUUUGAAAUCUUUUGGCCUUUUUGGCCAACUGGGUCGGUCUGUUUUUGUGUUUAGAAUCGUGGGUUCGAUCUGGUUUUUCGAUUGGAUUGUUGGGUUUUGGUUUUUCUGAUUAAAUUUUUGGGUUUUGUUGUAUUGAAAUGGUCUAUUUCCAUAGCUCAAUCUCGGUCUGCAAGUCUGUUGACCAACAAGCCACCACAGCUAUGGCUGACACUAAAUCAAGGCACGGUAAUCCUUUAUCUAGAAAUAGAAAGGCACCCAAUUCGCCAAAUUACUCCAAAAUCAUUCCCGGUUGUGAUCGAUCUCGAUCGGCUGUCAUAGACAUAGUGAUUUUUAUUGCUGUGAUUGGUGCUUGUGGGGUUUUGUUGUUCCCUUAUGUGAAGUUUGUGGUAGUUGAGGUUGUUAAGAUUGCUGGGGUGGUUGUUUGUUUGGUUAAAGAGGAAAUUUCUGUUGCUCCUAUUAUAUAUGUUUCAAUUGGAGUCAGUAUUUGUUCUGCAGCAUUGGUUGCCUGGUUGGUUUUGACAUGGACUAGUAGGAAAUGUGGGAAUCCGAAUUGUAAGGGACUAAGGAAGGCGGCCGAGUUCGAUAUUCAGUUGGAGACAGAGGAUUGUGUGAAGAAUAGUACUAAUUUGGUGAAUGGUAACAGCGGUGGCGUUGGAGUGAAGAAGGGUCUAUUUGAAUUGCCACGUGAUCACCACCGUGAAUUGGAGGCCGAGCUCAAGAAGAUGGCGCCGCCUAAUGGAAGAGCAGUUCUUGUUUUCCGGGCAAGGUGUGGAUGUUCUGUUGGGAGAUUGGAGGUCCCGGGACCAAGGAAGCAUCGAAAGAUCAAAAAGUAGGAUUUUGUGUGACCGGUUUAACACAAUAGGGAGGAUAUAAUCAGAAUACAGGAAUAGCCAUUAUGCAAAGAGGAGGGCAGGGACUUCUCUAGUUAAUCUUAUUUUUCUGAACUAUGUUGUCUUUAAAUAAGCAUAUGGCAAUAAAUUGUAAGGAUGAUAUACGGAUGGUUAUAGUGGGGAAUAUAAGAAUCCUUUUUUAUUUAUUAGAUUUA